This is a messenger RNA of Cylas formicarius (sweet potato weevil), 2021 nucleotides long. RefSeq lists its product as uncharacterized. The coding region runs from base 287 to 1717 and encodes 476 amino acids. The transcript is spliced from 4 exons. The record is from RefSeq and is a predicted model, not a curated record. NCBI's taxonomy places the organism in Eukaryota, Metazoa, Arthropoda, Insecta, Coleoptera, Brentidae. Gene Ontology annotation, molecular function: protein binding.
GUCAAAUUAGACAAUCUGUCAAUCUUACGAAAAACAAAUUUUUGUUUAUUUUAAUGCCUCCGUUCGGUUUUUGUGGUGUGUUUCGCGUUUUUUGAUACGGAUAAUAGGUAACUGUACAAUUCGUAACAUAAUUCCUGCUGAUAAUUUACAUGAACAGCAGCGAUGUUUUUGGCGGCAACUGGCAUAUGCGUCAAUGGUGUGCCUUAAAUCAGAAUUUUAUUAUAACAUUUUCUAGAUAUGUAUAUUUAGUCUAGUUGUUGUAUUUGUGCAAUUUAAAAAUAACAAAAUGGACUGCAGUCCAAACGCUCAAGAUUCUCAGCACGAUUCGGGAUUGGAAUCGUCCGCGUGGUUACUCGAAAGCACUCCUAGGACAGACAAUGAGUCCACACCAAACCUUUCGGGUGUCAACCUUAGAAAACGCAAAGGUUUCUAUUUGGAGGGAAAGCGAAGAAAAUUGACAGAUUUAAUAGAGUCUUGUCCCUCCACCCCGCAAUUUUCAAGCACCCUCAACGAAUCCCUCACUCGGAAGUUUGAAAACAUUAACAUAGAACAAAAUUACUUCACAUUCGGCGAUUCUAUCGAGCACAUUCCUAAAUAUUUUAAAGAUGAGUUUGCGAGCAAGGUUAAACCCGUUUCUUCCACUCCGGAAGCUAAAGUUCGACAUCAAAAUGCGACUCCAAAAAAAGUUGUUGCCUUUCCUACUGCCAUUGCUGCAUCACCUCUAAAAGAGCAACAUAAAAUCCUAUACCCUAGCUUAAUGCUGCUUGAACCUUGCAAGAAGCUGACACCACAGAAACAGAAGGAGAAAUGGGUAGAAAAUGUAUCUGUGAUUAAAAGGAGCCCAGAUCGUCAAGCAUUCAAUGAAGUGGUGGGCAACGAUCUUAUAAUGGGCAAAAUUUUUAGCUACCUAUCAAACGGGGACUUGUUCAGGGUGUCUAUGGUGUCCCGUAAGCUGAGGGAUGCACUUCACAGAAAUUUUAAGGCUUACAUAAGAUACGAGGUAUACAAAUCAGGCCACAAAAUCAACAAAGAGAACUACCGCAUCACUCCUCCCAACAGUCCGGAAACGAGCGAUUGGCCGGGGCCCGCGAGCCCCGGCAGCAAAAAUUUUAGGAAAUUCGUUGACCUGGGGAGCAAGCUGAGCCACAACCAAUCGCUGACGAAGUGUCCCCAGUGCGGCAAACCUUCCGUAGUCGAGCACAAUAUUUGCCAGUGCCAGGAGUACUUGUGUGGUUACAUCUAUUGUCAAAAGUGCAGCAGCUUCUCCUACUCCCCAGAGGAAUUUGUCGACAGGUGUCACGGGUCAGAUUUGUUGACGUCGAAUAACUUACGGCAGCGAGUCAAAUUCUUAGACCUGAGUAAUUCUCCUCUAGAGUUUACCGACAGUUUGUUCUAUGACAAAAUUCAUCAGUCAUCCGGUUAUUUUUCUAGUAGCGAGACAACGCAUCCUUCCCUCAACGUGAAGAGAGACCUGAGCAAAAGUUUCAGUCCCAAAGAAGACCAGGCGAAACCGAAAAAGGUGUUGCUUCAAAACAACGCGUCUAUGAGGUCCAACAGUCGUACAGAAAUAAAAAGAAAGGCGUCGUGGGUGCCCGUGGUACCUGCGGAUACCAAACACGUUGUAGAGGUCGCGGAGCCUUCUUCACCGCCCAGGUUGAACUUGUACGCCGCAUGCUCGAAACAGAGUAAGAAAAACUUAAAAAGACUGACCAAGUGAUUUCGUCCGUCGCUUUACACUUCCUAAAUCGGUGAUACGUUAUUUUUUUCUUAUUUUUCGUGAUUGUUGUCAAACAACAAGGUAACUUGUCGGGUCAUGUUCUAGUGACCGGUGAUUGUGAUCAAUCAUUCCACUUAUAUUUUCGUGCCUAAUGUACUUUGUUCCGUUAGAUCUGAAUCUUCCUGGUUAGUAGCCAGGAAGAUUUUUUAUAAAAGCGAUUUUUUUUGUGGUUUUAAAGUGUUAUUUAAGGUUACUUGUGUAUGUAAAGCUGUACCUAUUUGUACUCUUGUUUUGUAUUGUUACA